Molecule: messenger RNA, 1062 nt
Organism: Daphnia pulicaria
Lineage: Eukaryota; Metazoa; Arthropoda; Branchiopoda; Diplostraca; Daphniidae
Exons: 5
Coding region: 273-779 (168 amino acids)
Source: RefSeq, a predicted model, not a curated record
UAAAUGAGUCGAAAAAGAAAGAUGAAAAGAACGCCAAAAAGAUAUUGCAGUGGUUGGGUGAGCCUAAUAGAGGUUCAAACCUCAGACAACAAUCAAAUCUUUCAUUUUUCAAGCCCAAAGCUUCUCCCUGUUCUAAAACCCACAAGCCAAACUCUAGUUCAUAAGCUGGUGGUCAUCCAGCAGCUGCACCGCUGGAAGGCUUGGACUUGUUUCAGAAUGUUACGAAUCCAACUGAAACUACUGUUGAUGUUGAUGAGAUGAGGUAAAAAAUAAUGGAAAAUGUGAUGAUUGACAUUCAAAAAGCAGCAGACAUACAAAAUGAUGCUUUUACUAAAGUGGUAGAAAAGGAAAGGGAACUCAGGAAAGAAAGACUGAAAGGCAAAGAAUGGCAGUCAAGAAAUGAAGCUCUUCAUGGAGCUUGGACAACAGAAAUACGGACUAUUUUCGUUAAUGCCCAACUCAAGAGGAGAAGUCAGUUUCAUAGUGUGUGCACUGUGUGCAAGAAAAGUGGCCGAAUCCUCGUAUGCUGUUAUGAUUGUAAGCAACAUUUAUGCUGGGAAUGUGAUUAUGCAUUCCAUUUUUUCAAUCCACUUCAUGCCAGAGUUUAUAAAACAAGUAAAAACUACUCAACUGAGCAACUAUUACCAACCGAGUUUAUGAACGAGUUUGGUCAAAAAAUUGAGAAAGGUGUUGGAGUUGUAGCUGGACACUUGUGUAUUAAAUACCGGAACCAACGAUGUUAUACUGUUAUCACAGUUAAAAAGGAAGGUUCGAUUUAAAGUCUGCCAGUUUCAGCUGCACUUCUUGCGUGUAGGGAGGCCCUCGAUGAAGAGUACGUUUAUUCAGAAUGGCUACCAGGUAAACCAGGAAAGGAUAAGGAAGAACCUGCUAAUCUCUUUUUUGAUGAACAUCUUUUGGAUACCUGUACGAAAUUCAAAACAAUACUCCUGGAACAUCACAAGAAAUGUUUCUGAGAAGUCUUUCUCAAAUGUCUACUCAAAAUGGCCAGGUAAUCUUAAAUUUAACUGAACUGAUUUAGCAAACAAUAACCUUAAUAUAUGA